AUGGAGCGGCAUUUAAUAGACAUAGCCGUAGAUCACUGACAAGCCACGCAAUAUCGCGUUCAUUAUCGAAGGCGAUUCAUUUGCCAGGUUCGAUUGACGUCAGAGUUCGGUACGUUUGGAUGAUGUGAACACGGUCUUCCGAACUCGGGUGUGCACCUGCGAACCAUAUCCGAGUCCACUUAAAAAGGGAUGUGCAGGGCAGUUGGACAUAGUGGUGUUUUAGAGGUAAAAAAUUAUAUAAAUACUGUUCGGUUUCUCGCACAAACCAAUCGUUUCGUGUCUUAGGACAUCGAUGUGUCGUCAUGAGCCCUUUAAUGUGGUUAUGAUUUUUCAUAAAGUCAUUCUACAUACUAAAUGCAUAUUUCUACUUAAACUUUUGCACUUAAAACAGUGCAGUGAUUAUUACAUCUAAUACAUGUUACUAAAAUGAACUGCUAUUGUAAAUUAAGGGAAAUUACACAAAAUAGUUUAAUUACACUCAAUUACACUGCAAGUAGAUUUUUUUAGUAGUAUUAAACAGUAUGCGCAUAUGUAAACACUGAGAAUAAAAUUUUUCAUAUAAAGAAAUAUUUCCAGUUUACAGCUUAUGUAUUUACAGGCAGGUAAUAAUACAUACUAAUUUUGAAGUUUUUGUGUCUGUAUGGUUGAAAUAACAAACCUAGCUGUGUCAGAAAUCUGACUGACUUGUGCAUCAAGUUUUUAAAUCAAAUAUACUUUGCAAAUGUUCGAUUUGAUAUUUGCAUAUACAUCUAUUUCUGUUCAUCAGCGUCGCUUCAAACUAUUUAAGGCUCUUGUCUCGCAUUAAAUCCGGGACGGUGAGAAAAGUGUCAGCAAUGCUGUCUGGAUUUAGUUUUUUAUAGGGUUAACGUUUCCCAAAUUACUUGUGUGUGAGAUUGAAAGUGAAGGGCGUGCUCCUGGCUGAGGGAAAAGUGUGUGAGCCUGGCCCUAAUGCGGAAUCUCAUUAAGGCAACUGUCAGGAUUCUUCUAUUUUACUCUCACCUCUCCUAUUCCAUAAGAGCCAGACUGUCGUUUCGAGUCCAGCACCCGCACGUGGUCGAUAGUUACUGACUGGUUCGGGCCCUUUCCUGCCUCGGCUCCGUUUCAGCAGGUGUAUGCGGCACAGCGGGGCGGAGGAGGCGCCAAACAGGUUGGAUGAGUACAGGGGGAGAGAGAGAGAGCGAGCGAGGGAUAGAGAGUGUACCUGCGAUGGUGGACACACAGGGAUUCCAUUCAAAACCAGCCCUGCAAGUAACAGACAUGGCAUAUAGGAAAGUGCGUGCUGGCCACGGUUCUCUCCGUGUGCGGGAUCUGGAGAGUGAAGAGCUUCACACCGCUUCCCUGGAACUGGAAUGGGACAUGGAGAAGGAGCUGGAGGAACCGGGCCUGGACCGCUUCCAGCUGGAGUGUGUGGAGCAUCAACCCGUGAGCAGCUCUUCUGGCGGGGGCAUGGACCCAGAUUUGGAACCGAUUCAACCCUCCGUCUCCCCUCACGGACGUUUUGAGCGUCUCCAGGAGGACCCUAAUUACGUUUCUCGUUUCAGCCGGGCAGUACCCAAGGGCCAGAGAUGGAAUGGGACCUGCCUGGCCAAAUACCUGCUAGCAGGGGUGGGUGUGUUUGCUCUGGGGCUGCUCGUUGGACGAUAUGCAUUCAGCAGGGAGCAAGUGAAGGUAGAGCCAAGUGCAGACACAGACGUGUUGGAGAAGAUUGUUCAGGGAAUCACAGCAGAGAAGAUACAAGCACUGCAGAGGGACUUUGACAGCUUGUCUGAUCUCACAGAAGAGUCCAAGGUCAAGUACAUCGCUCAGCGGUGGGAGGAGCUCGGAUUAAAACAUGUCCAGGUGACUAAUCACACGGCUCUUCUGAGCUAUCCCGGACCCGCCCUCAGCACGAUUGUCGAUAAGAUUGGAAACCAGUGUUACCUGCCCAGUGGAGAGAGGUGUGGCCAGCCAUCCACAUCCACGACUGAACCCUUUGCGUUUGCAGCCUACUCCGCUGUGGGAAGUCUAGUGGCGGAGGUGGUGGACGUUCAGUAUGGGAGCCCUGAGGAUUUGAGACAAGUUCGAGCUAGUACAAAUGUGACCAAUAAAAUCGCACUGCUAAAACUUGGACAAGCACCUUUGCUUUACAAGCUCUCUCUGCUGGCAGAGGUGGGGUUUGGUGGCUCUCUUCUCUAUGUGGAUCCCUGUGAUGCCCCAUUUGGGAAUAAGACUUUUGGAGUGACCCUGAACCCAGGUGGGAACCCGUUUUCUCAAGAAAACCCUGGAAGUGCUGAGAGAGACAGUCGCUACAACCUGACAUCAUUGCUAGUUCAGCCCAUCUCUGCCUCCUUAGCGAAAAUGCUGCUAUCUGCCCCCACCAUGGGGCAGGGAAGACCCUGUGUCCCGAUGAUCAUGCCCUCAGCAGCAGCAAGAAAAAUCAUAAAUCUCACCAUUGAAAACCAAGCAUCUUUCAAGACAGUGUCCAAUGUUAUGGGAUAUCUCAAAGGCAAGACAAAUCCAGAUCGAUAUGUACUGGUUGGCAGUCGUCAUGGCAGCUGGUACGAAGGUGCGUUGGCGGACUGGGGGAACGGCUCUGCAGUCAUGACUCAGAUCAUCGCCUCCAUGACGGCUCAAACCCGCGCAGGAUGGCUGCCCGAUCGCACCAUUGUCUUCUGUUCUUGGGGGGGAACCUCAUUGGGCAACAUCGGCUCGUAUGAGUGGGGAAAGGAGAACGCGGUGGUUCUUCAGAGCAGGGCAGUGGCUUAUGUCAGCCUCCACAGUCCUGUCAGAGCCCCUGGAUCCCUGCAGUCCAUAGCAUCACCUUCUCUUCUGCAACUGGCAACUGACACCCAAAAGAAACGUUCGAUGAGUUGCAGUCGGGGAGGUGGUUGUCCUGGUCCGAAUGUCAGCUCACUGCAGACACCUGGAGAUGCCAGCUUUUUCUCUAAUCAGCUUGCUGUCCCCACAGUGGAGUUCACAUACUCAGAGUUUCCUAAAACAGAGAGAGCAUUUUUUCUCUCUGAGGCCUUUUUCCCUCCUGAGUCUUCAUUAGGAGAGACCUUGGAUCCAGCCUUCAAACUCCAUGAGACUAUUGCCAAGAUAACAGCCGAGACCAUCCUGCGACUUGCUACGGAUCCUGUUCUUCCAUUUUACCCUUUGGAUAUCGCUCUGGAUGUUCAGAACAAACUUAAAGAUGACCCACUGAGUCGGCCGGACCUGCUGAACAUGGCUGCAUCUUUGAGGGACAACUUAACCUUCUUCCAAUCUGAGGUCAUGCGUCCUGCCAAUGACCCCAAGGAGAGAGAUCCAGCCCAUGUACGCAUGCUCAAUGACGUCCUGCGAGAUCUGGAAAAAAGCUUCCUUAUCCCGAACCCUUUACCAGGCUUUUACAGGAACAUUCUCUAUUGCUUGAGCAGACAAACUCCACAAUUCUCUAUUUUGAAGGAUGCCCUGGAGGUCCCCUGGCACAACAGCAUCAACCAGUCCCUUACUCUGGUGUCCAGGGCCAUCAGUUCAGCUGAGAAACUCGUACAAAGUGGACUCGACCUUUUUGAGAAUGAAAAUGACAUCCCACAAUGACAUCUGGAAAGAGACCACAUUUUGUCAGAAUAUGACGCAAACCCUGAGAUCUUCUGGCUGACACAGACGUUUCAGAAGGAUCUGAAGACACUUUGAGAACUAGAUGAUAUCAUUAUGAAGUGCACUAUUAACCUAAUGUUCACCAGAAGAAUUUCUUCUGGGCCAAUACUAAGUUAUUGUUUUUGUUCCUCUAAUGUUGUUCAAAGGUUCAGCCUUUGUGGUUUCUAACAUCAGGCUAGAAAGAUUAAUGAGAAAUGAGUCAGGGAGCUAAACUCUAUAACUUGCAGGGUCGAGGCUUUUUGUUCUGAGAAAAAAAAAAAAACACCAGCAGGUUUAUCACCAACAUUUCCGGUCACAUAAACCCCAGAGGACGACUGGAAGUCAGGACUCAAAACAGGUUUUUUAUUAAAACAACUUGAUGUUUGAAACGUUUUAAACUUGUUUGCAAAUUUUUACAGAUGGCAAGGAAUUACCUUUGGAAAAGGGGAAAUGCUGUGACUUGCAAUCAACAUGGAGUCAGACUUCAUAAUGCAAAACUUACUGAUAGUAAAAAUAAAAAGCUGAAAGGAAGCACCAGUGCUACUGUGACAGUCUCUCAGGAGCGUUUGUUUCAGAAUCUGUAGAAAAAUAGUAACGGAACAAAAUAAUUAUUUUUUCUUUUUUGAACAGGUAAACCAAUUAAAGUUGAACUAAGACAGGUCAAGUCGACGAAACAAGAAUUCAGGGUAAUUAUUAACUGAAACUCUCUGGCAAUACAGUAGUGGUAUAAUUAGACAAGUACAAAUAGUUUUGUGAAUGAAAUUCAUAGUCAUAGAUAUGGGUUAGAAUUUUAGUUUAUAGUUUAUAGUCCAUAGCAUAUAGUUAUAGCAUCUCAUUGGGUGAUACUGGGUGAUAUUUCACCAAUGAGGAGCCAGGAAGGCGAAUAUAUAAGCUAGACAAACAGUGCAGGUGUGUGAAGUCAUAAUGGAGUGUGUGGGGUCAUGGAAAUAUCAUGUUAAUGUCUUUUUGAUUCUGGUGGCCAGUGUAUUUGUUCUCAGCAUUUGCACUAAUGUUGUUUCUCUAGUAACAAUUUGGGGGGAAAUAAGAGAUUUGAGAGCAACUAAUAACUUCCCUUUUACUUCACUUGCCUUUUAAGUACGAAAAACAGCUCAAUUAGAAAUACAAAAUUCAGGGAAUCUAGUUUGACCCAGCUUUAAUUUAUUUACGUGCCUUCAAAUGAGUCAUACAUGCUUUUAGAAUAGCAUUUUGCACUCAGAGAUUUAAAUACCAAACAUUUACCAAAAUAUUUUGUACUGUGGUUGUGCUUAUUUAUAUUUUUUUAGUUGCGGAGAUAUUAUUUGAAAGGUUUGUAGAGUUUAAAUGAUUUUCUUUCUGCUUUUUUUUUAUUGUUUCUAAUCUGUUUAGUAAGCCCCUGGAACAUAUUUUUAGAGAGCAGCCAUUUAAAGCUGUGAAUCAUUUCUGGAUUUAACAUAGUCAGCAUUUUACUUAGUUAUUAUGACAAACCUUUUAAACAGAUACUGCAUUUGUACGUGGAGAAAUGCUGUGGACCCCUUAACUGCUGGAUAACUACUCUAAACUACCUAGAAGAGUCCAGCUCAUUCGCAUUGCACUAAAAUGAACUGUUAAACUGUCAACCUGCCUGUGUGUUUGUUUGCGUGCUAUUGUAUUUAUUUAUUUUAUUUUCUAAAUAUAUGUAAAUACUGAUAAUUUAAUUUGGCUCAUAUUCUGUUGGCCCAAGAGAAUUUUCAGGUUCAGUUAUGUCUUGAAUUGCAAUCAUUUGUAUUGUGGAGCAUUUGUAUGAAUUUUAUAUCAUGUGAAAUCUUUUCAAGCUGCAGCUGCAAGUUGCAUGAAAUGUUUUAUUUAGAUUAGGAUAAAGAAGUUAGACUUAUUUAGAUAUAGAAUAGUAGGCUAAAUCAUUCUUAUGGUCUGAAUAAUGGGUCGGGCUCUGAAAUUGCACAUACAGUUGUUUCUCAGUGUAAUAUCUCACAACAGAAUCACUAACUACAUACAAGCACACAUAUAAAGGGGCAAUGUAAAAUCAGCCAGCUGUUAUCACUGAAUAAACCCUGAUAGGGUGAUCAGGACCCCUAUGUGAAGCGGAAGGGGUUUGUUUUGCGAAAACGACUGGCUGACUUUACAUUGUUUACCAUAUUUUGCGUGGCUACUAGCCAAAUAAAUAAAUAGAUGUUAGUUCAUUACUAAUAGUAUUUGAGUCAUCUGAUGUAAUUUUCACUACAACUGAAAACUAAGGGUGUGUUUACGCAACAACAAUGUACUAAACAUUGAAACGUUUUUUCUAUAUACAGAUGACAACGUUUUCAAAACUAUCCCCGUUCACACGGAUCCACGCAAAUGACUAAAAACGCUGUAUUACGCAUGCCAGACAAGUAGUUGGCAAUUUCACUUUGUAAAUAAAGACUACGUGGCUUUGCACAUAAGCAUUCAGAGCGCUCGCAUGCCUAUUCACCUUAUUUUUAUAGUUUACUGCACUUUGAUAUCCUUCUCAUUAUUUCCAGUGGUUAAUAAAUCGGACGUCUCGCACAUAUAAAUAUCUUAAUUUCGCAUUGACAAAUAAGGUGGAUAGACUAAACACGUAAUACGCAUUUGCAUGCCGUCACUGUUUACACGGAGAUAACAACGGUAUAGUUUUCAAAAAAAAUUUGAAACCCUUUUUCAAAAGUUUGGUUUUUUUCCAGGCCAUCAAAACUCUGUUGUCGUGUAAAUGAACGGCCAAAACGCAUAAAACGUUUUCCGUUUUUAGUUGAAAAUGGUGUCAUGUAAACAGCCCCCCAGACACAAGAUGGCGCAAGUUUUGCAUGAAACAAUAAAGUGGCAUUGGUUUAAGUUAAGUUGUGGUCACUUUUACCAUUGUUCACCAAUUUCUGAAAUCCAUUCAUUUCAAUAGGAAUCCAUGUGAUUUUUGAAUUUUGUGUGAGGAUGAAAGAUUUCCCCUCCCAGAUUUUGCAGGAGGUUAAAGUUGGUCAUGUGAAUUUGACACAAACUAUUUUGCCCGAAUUACAGGUAUGUUCAAAUUCAUCUACAGUAUUGUCAAUAGAGUAGAUGUAUGAAGCACCACUAACACAGAAAUCACUUUCAAACCAGACAGCUUUCUGUUGAUUAAUCCGACAAAUUUGCGUGGGGAAUUUUUCGCCUUUACAAAAAAGUCCAGAUUUCAUGGAUUCCAACGCUAUACGUACGACCAAUUCGUACGUAUUUUAUGAAGUGGCUAAUUCGUACAAAUUCAUACGACCUCACUCGUACGAAUUCAUAGGACUUGUCUAAACCCCAGUGACAGAUAGGUUUAAGGGGAGGGUUAGUGGUAGGUCAUUCGUACGAAAAAAAAAAAAAAUGUAUGAUUUAGCAAAAAACUUACUCAUAUGAGUGAGGUCAUACAAAUUCGUAUGGAUUAGCCACUUCGUAAAAAACGUACAAACUGCCAUGAGAUUGGGUUGUGGAUUCCUAUUGAAAUGACUGGAUUUUGUACAUGGAAAUUUGCUGAGUGACAAUAAAUGUUAAAAAACCUUUACUCAGAUGAGCGAACUAAUAUACAUACAGCAUUGCUAUAGCCGAAAGAAAAUAUCCGACCGCUGAUGCCAAUCAGAUUCAAGUAUUCCAGAGAGCCGUUUAAUAAAUACACGUUGUAGCGUAGAUCUGUAAACAGUUUUUCCCAGUAUUUUUCCAUGUUCUGGCAUCACCUUAUACUGGAAUGAGUACUAUUGUAAAUGCAGUGCAUGUAAAAUCAUUCUUGUAUAUGGGAUGUCAAAAGCUUGAGAACACUCAUUUUGGAGAACGACACUUUUGAACAUUAUUCAUGUGAGUGUGUUUGGUGACACGUACUAAAUGACAUUUUAGUGCACUCAGUGUCCUACACUAAAUGACAUUUAUGUUUUGUCUCAAUCAACUACAGAGGUUGAAUCCAGACUUUUUGUACCCAGUGGGGCAUUAAAUAUAAUUGUGUUGUCUUUAGUUUGAUGUCUUGUGGACCCGUAUGGGUCAGAAAGCACCUAAUGAAUGGACAAUGUGAACAUGCUGUCGCUGUUUAAAUGGGUGGAAGGUUUCAUUUAAUUCACGGUAUGUUGGAGAAAAGAAUAUUUAAAAUGGAGGAUAUAAUGUGAUAUUCAAAAUGCACUUAACUGUAAUAAGGGUAGAGAGGAUUUCAAAUGCAUGUUUUUUUUUUUUCCUGCUUAAUUUGUAUGCCACUGAACAUAAACUGAUCCUAAAGCAAUAAAUGCCAGUGCUGGAAUAA
Molecule: messenger RNA, 7804 nt
Organism: Megalobrama amblycephala (Wuchang bream)
Lineage: Eukaryota; Metazoa; Chordata; Actinopteri; Cypriniformes; Xenocyprididae
Product: inactive N-acetylated-alpha-linked acidic dipeptidase-like protein 2
Source: RefSeq, a predicted model, not a curated record